Molecule: messenger RNA, 1116 nt
Organism: Mesocricetus auratus (golden hamster)
Lineage: Eukaryota; Metazoa; Chordata; Mammalia; Rodentia; Cricetidae
Gene: Fkbp1b
Product: FKBP prolyl isomerase 1B
Exons: 4
Coding region: 398-637 (79 amino acids)
Biological process (GO): regulation of cardiac muscle contraction by regulation of the release of sequestered calcium ion
Cellular component (GO): sarcoplasmic reticulum membrane
Molecular function (GO): peptidyl-prolyl cis-trans isomerase activity
Source: RefSeq, a predicted model, not a curated record
GUGGACACUAACAACCUCAUCUGCGACCUAGACACGUGGACGAGUGGAGUGGAGAAACCGAGGGAAAAGCCUCAAAUUCCAGCUCUGGGCCUUGGUCUUUCUCCCAUACUCUCCUCUUGUCAGAAGCAACAAGCCGAUUUUUGCAGAAAGGGUGAGGGGACGUUCUAAAAGUGUCCUCCAGCCUUCCAGCAAACGCUACCUCCUAUGAGCUGUGGGUGCAGCCUCUAUUAGCUUAGCGUGUGCGAAGAGGCCCUGGUUCUCCUGGGUUCAGUUCUUAGCACCACCGAGCCAGAGGAACCAGGGAGGACAAAAAUAUCUUUCUGGAUUCCUGUCCGUUUUGGAUAGAGGAAGGACAUUCCCCAAGAAGGGUCAGAUAUGCGUGGUACACUACACAGGAAUGCUCCAAAAUGGCAAGAAAUUCGAUUCAUCCAGAGACAGAAACAAACCCUUCAAGUUCAGAAUUGGCAAACAGGAAGUCAUCAAAGGUUUUGAGGAAGGCGCUGCCCAGAUGAGCUUGGGGCAGAGGGCGAAGCUGACCUGCACCCCUGAUGUGGCAUAUGGAGCUACUGGCCACCCUGGUGUCAUCCCUCCCAAUGCUACCCUCAUCUUUGACGUGGAGCUGCUCAACUUAGAGUGAAGGAAGGAAGGUGGCCGGCGAUGGCUCCUGCUCUGUCCUAGCCUGCUCUGCCACUGGGACGGCUCCUCCUAUGCAGGGCUCUUGAUCAGUGUGCUGACCUCACUGCCCCUUGACAUUAUCCAUUCUUCCCGCCCGACUUGCUCUGUAUGUGUCCGCCACUUUAAUUGUCCCCAUACGUCUUUGCUUGAGAUUUCAUUACAGAUCCAGACAUUUCAAGAUGUGCAUUUUGUGUGAUGCAUGUACUAGCCAUUCCUGAUCAGAGGACGCAGAUCUUGUUUGCACAAUCUAUAUUGCCUUACCUGCACUUAAGCCAGACAUACAAGGUGCUCAGACAUGCGCUGUCCAUGGUUCCACGGAGGGACUUGAGCCAGUUACCUUUGCUGUCACAUUCUUAUCUUCUGUUGGCUGCCUACUUUCAGCAGUGCCCUCUUUGGAAAUACUGUGUAAAAUAAAGGCUCCAUGCUUGGCAUCUUCCUGUC